Emiliania huxleyi CCMP1516 is the source of this 597-nucleotide messenger RNA. RefSeq lists its product as hypothetical. The record is from RefSeq and is a predicted model, not a curated record. Bases 1 to 597 code for a protein of 198 amino acids. NCBI's taxonomy places the organism in Eukaryota, Haptophyta, Isochrysidales, Noelaerhabdaceae. The transcript is spliced from 3 exons. Gene Ontology annotation, molecular function: acyltransferase activity, transferring groups other than amino-acyl groups.
AUGUCGCGUGCUGACAUCAUCCCCGCAAUUCAUCUCGUCCCGUGGCGUGUCACUCAACUCAAGACCGCUCUCGACAUCGAACAGAGGUGUACGCCGUGGCACUGGUCGCGGCAUGCACAGCUCGUGGCAGAGUCGCUAUCCUCCGAAGGCCUGCUCGGCUUCGUCGAGAUGUGGGGUGAAAACGAGGGCAGCGUGGGCAACGAGAGCGCAGUCGCUCCGCAGCCAUGCCUGUUCAACCUCUGCGUCGUGCCGCACGCGCGGCGGAGCGGCAUCGCUAGGGCGCUUCUGGAUGCAUGCGAGGACGCGUGUCUCGACUGGGGUGGCAGCGUGCUCGCUCUACGCAGAUCGUGGCUACGUCGCGCUGGAAUCCCGGACGACGUGCUGGGCUGGCGUGCCAGGCUGGCAGGUUGGUUGGAAGGGUGGCCCGAGGUCGCGCCGCUCCGGCUGAUGCGCAAGCGGCUCAGCCCCGCCGCGACGGACAUGCCAGCAGUCGAACGCGCGUGCCGCUCAGGCGCGCGUGAUGACACAACGAUGCUGCGGCUCCAAGGGCCGCAUGGUACAUCCUCCGCGCCCUUCGCGAAUGCGUCACGCCACUGA